AUGGCGGGGAAGUUUGUAUGGGUGAUUUUGUGUGUUGCUUUGGUGGUGGAAAGCAGGAAGUUAGAGGAGAAGGGUGGGGAGGUGAUCAAGAAGCCAGAGUGGUUCUUUGAUGGUAACCCUGGGUCGAUUGGUGGUGGCGGUGGUGGUGGUGGAGGAGGAGGAGGAGGUUUGGAGGUUGGUUUUAAUGGAAAACCUGGCAUUGAUUUUAGAAAGCCUGAUUGUGUUGAAAAGGGUCGUGGAGGUGGUGGUGGUGGAAAGCGUCACAAGCAAAACGGGUACCAUCAGGGUGGUGGUGGUGGAAUUGGAGGCAAUAGUGGAGGUGGUGUUGGGGGAGGUAUUGGUGGUGGAGCUGGUACAGGGGGAGGGAGCAAAGGGGGAAUAGGAAGUGGAGGUGGUAUUGGAGGAGGAAUAGGUGUUGGUGGAGGAAAGCCUGGAGGCGGCAUUGGAAAAGGAAUUGGUGGUGGAAGCGGUAGUGGAGGAGGAAUAGGUGGUGGUGCUGGUGGCGGUAUUGGAGAACGAAUUGGGGGUGGAGGUGGAGUUGGCGGAGGUAUUGGGAAAGGGGUUGGUGGUGGUGGAAGUGCAAGUGGAGGGAUGGGUGGUGGUAGUGGUGCAGGUGGCGGGGGGGCAGGAGGAGGUAUUGGCAAAGGAUUUGGUGGAGGUGCUGGUAGUGGGUUUGGGGGAGGAAUAAGCGGUGGUGGUGGAGGUGGUGGAGGCUUUGGUGGUGGCGGUGGAGGGUUUGGCGGCGGUGGAGGAGGGGGAUUUGGUGGCGGUAUAGGUGAUAAUGGAGGCAUUGGUGGCGGCAGUGGAUUAGGUGGUGAAGCGGGAUUUGCUGGUGGCGGCAGUGAGCUUAAGUUUAAUAGCUCUUUUACCAAGGUUGAGGCAAAGAAACCAUGA
Molecule: messenger RNA, 894 nt
Organism: Corylus avellana
Lineage: Eukaryota; Viridiplantae; Streptophyta; Magnoliopsida; Fagales; Betulaceae
Source: RefSeq, a predicted model, not a curated record